UGGACUCCUGCUGAAACAUGGGAUCCCGAGUGGAUUGAGCAGUGCUGCCGGGUCCUGAGCAAUAGUUUCUUCCUCGGCGAUGCCCAAAAUAGAAGCAACCCCUGCCAGCUUGCAAUGUCCAGCAUCAGCGUCGACGAAGCAAUGCAGACUACAAGCGGUGGAGCCAUCGAAGCACCACCAGACUUUUUGGGAACCGACGUGCGGAAUGCUACUGGCUCCACGCAAAGGGCACAACGCAACGAUAUCAACGAUGCCUACGAUGACGUCGACCGCGGCGUGAAGGCAUCAGGGGAACGCCCAUACAUAUGCGAAAUGUGUGAAACAUCGUUUAAACGCAAAUAUAGCCUCGUACAUCAUCUCCGUACACAUUCCGACGAGAAGCCCUUUCAUUGCGUCAAAUGUCCCAAAUCGUUUAAACGGAAAGAUCACCUCGUGCUCAAGGAGGACAUUUUAGACAUCACGCCGAAUAUAACGGGCACCCUACCAGCGCCUGAGGGAGCUUUCGACAACGUCUCUCACGAGUCAAUUCUACGAAAUCUGUGUAAAUCGUUUGCACACAAACAGGUGCUCGUAAGACAUCACCGUUUCCACACAGGCGACAGACCCUAUCGUUGCGACAUAUACUACCUGAACAACAUACGCGAGAUUCUACAUGUCAUAUACGAAGACGACAUCAUGGUGUGGACGGGCAGAGGAUCACUGGGGCAGAGGUAA
Rhipicephalus sanguineus (brown dog tick) is the source of this 714-nucleotide messenger RNA. Its product is annotated as zinc finger protein 271-like. Gene Ontology annotation, cellular component: nucleus. Gene Ontology annotation, molecular function: DNA-binding transcription activator activity, RNA polymerase II-specific; RNA polymerase II cis-regulatory region sequence-specific DNA binding. The transcript is spliced from 6 exons. Lineage: Eukaryota; Metazoa; Arthropoda; Arachnida; Ixodida; Ixodidae. The record is from RefSeq and is a predicted model, not a curated record. Bases 115 to 714 code for a protein of 199 amino acids. Gene Ontology annotation, biological process: regulation of transcription by RNA polymerase II.